CGCCGAUACCCGUAACCAUCGUUUUUCAACAAUGUCCUGGAAAUUGGGCGUCAAAAAGUCGAAAGACACCAAGGAGAACGGGGUUAUCUCCAGAUCUGUUACACCGAUUCCUUCUCGCCCAACAACACCACGAAUGUCCACCGAUGGCGACCAAUUUCGCUCUGGAAUGUUGACAAUCCGCAUCUUUUCAGGACGUGGAUUGUCUCUGGCGCCCGGCGUGCCCCUUCCAGACGUCAUUCAACAGGCUCUCAAAUCCGCCCCGCCACCGAGAAAGUCGACCAGCAACCGUGAUUCGAUACAACGCAAGCGUUAUUGGUGGUUGCCAUAUGUUGUCCUCGAGUUCGACAAGAACGAGAUUCUAAUUGAUGCGUUGGGUGGUGACCUGUCCAAUCCCGUGUGGAAUUAUCGUGCAGAUUUCGAUGUAUCCCGAACAUCCAAUAUUUCUGUCUCUUCGUAUCUUCGUACCACCGCCGCUCAGGGGCCAGACGACAUGGGGAAUGAUCUCCUCAUUGCCCGCGUUGAUCUAACGCCGAGCCUUGACAGCCAGCAUGCCUCAGAUCAAUGGUACUCGGCAACCGCUGGCUCGGGUUCCUUCCACCUUAAGAUCGAUUUCAAGCCUAGUCGCAACGAGUCGCUCACCAUCGACCAUUUCGAUCUCUUGAAGGUUAUCGGCAAGGGAAGCUUUGGAAAGGUCAUGCAAGUGCGAAAGAAGGACACCCAACGGAUAUACGCCCUCAAGACGAUUCGAAAAGCCCACAUCGCCCAGCGGCCAGGCGAGAUCACCCAUAUUCUCGCCGAGCGAACUGUCCUCGCUCUCGUCAACAACCCAUUCAUUGUCCCCCUCAAAUUCUCAUUCCAGAAUCCCGACAAGCUUUACUUGGUCAUGUCAUUCGUUAACGGGGGAGAGCUGUUCUACCAUCUUCAGCGGGAGGGUAAAUUUGACCAGGAUCGAAGUCGGUUCUACGCUGCCGAGCUCCUAUGUGCUCUGGAGCACUUGCAUGGCUUCAAUGUCGUCUACCGAUUGCUUGAUCUCACCCGACGCAGGGAUCUGAAACCCGAGAACAUCCUGUUGGAUUACACCGGCCAUAUCGCUCUAUGUGACUUCGGUCUCUGCAAACUCAACAUGUCCGAAACAGAGAAAACAAACACCUUCUGUGGGACCCCUGAGUACAUCGCUCCUGAACUGCUGGAAAGCCACGGGUAUACGAAAACAGUCGAUUGGUGGACACUCGGUGUGUUGCUCUACGAGAUGAUGCCCGCUGACCAACAUCAGACCGGCCUCCCACCAUUCUACGAUGAGAACGUCAACACUAUGUACCAACGAAUCCUCUCCGAUCCCCUUCAAUUCCCUCCUGAUAUUUCACCGGAAGCGCGAAGCGUGAUGACUGGGCUGUUGCAGAGAAAUCCUGCUCACCGAUUGGGUGCCAAUGGAGGUGAAGAGAUCAAGCGACAUCCCUUCUUUGCCAAAUAUAUCGACUGGAAUCUUUUGAUGGCCAAGAAGAUCCAGCCACCGUUCAAGCCAAGCGUUGAAUCUGUGCUCGAUGUGGCCAACUUUGAUCCUGAUUUCACUAACGAAGAGGCACAAGACUCGGUCGUCACUGACUCAGCACUAUCGGAAACAGUCCAGGAUCAAUUCAGAGGCUUCACUUACAACCCAGCCAACGAGCAUCUCAGCGAGAGCGUUAGCUACCCUGUUCUGUAA
Coprinopsis cinerea okayama7#130 is the source of this 1702-nucleotide messenger RNA. Its product is annotated as AGC/Akt protein kinase. The coding region runs from base 32 to 1702 and encodes 556 amino acids. Gene Ontology annotation, molecular function: protein serine/threonine kinase activity; ATP binding. The record is from RefSeq and is a predicted model, not a curated record. Gene Ontology annotation, biological process: protein phosphorylation. NCBI's taxonomy places the organism in Eukaryota, Fungi, Basidiomycota, Agaricomycetes, Agaricales, Psathyrellaceae. The transcript is spliced from 10 exons.